AUGAGUAGCGGCACCGGACGAGUAGUGUGUGUCACCGGCGCUUCCGGUUACAUCGCUUCUUGGAUCGUCAAAUUUCUUCUCCAUCGCGGUUACACUGUUAAAGCCAGCGUUCGCGACCCAGGUGAUCCCAAAAAGAUAAAUCACUUGCUUAACCUUGAUGGUGCCAAGGAGAGAUUGCGUCUCUGCAAGGCGAAUCUUCUAGAGGAAGGUUCAUUUGACUCUGUUGUUCAAGGUUGUGACGCUGUGUUUCACACUGCUUCUCCGUUUUAUCACGAUGUCAAGGACCCGCAGGCUGAAUUGUUGGACCCAGCCGUGAAGGGGACUCUCAAUGUUCUGAAAUCGUGUGUGAACUCGCCGUCGCUGAAACGCGUCGUUUUAACUUCUUCUAUUGCUGCUGUUGCGUACAACGGAAAGCCUCGAACCCCUGAUGUAGUAGUUGACGAGACCUGGUUUUCUGACCCAGGUUUCUGUAGGGAAUCACGGAUGUGGUAUACACUUUCAAAGACUUUGGCUGAAGAUGCUGCUUGGAAAUUUGUAAAAGAAAACAACAUUGAUAUGGUUACAAUUAACCCAGCAAUGGUUAUUGGACCUCUCCUGCAACCUGUCCUUAACACAAGUGCUGCUUCAAUUUUAAAUGUAGUUAAUGGUGCGCAAACAUUUCAAAAUGCAUCUUUUGGAUGGGUCAAUGUGAAAGAUGUUGCAAAUGCCCACAUUCUAGCAUAUGAGAGUGCUUCAGCUAAUGGAAGAUAUUGUUUGGUUGAGAGAGUGGCACACUACUCAGACAUUGUGAAAAGUUUACGUGAUCUGUACCCAACAUUACAACUUCCAGAGAAGUGUGCAGAUGAUAAGCCAUAUGUGCCAACAUAUCAGGUUUCCAAAGAAAAAGCAAAGAGCUUAGGGAUUGAAUUUAUUCCUUUGGAAGUGAGCCUCAAAGAGACUGUGGAAAGCCUUAGGGAAAAGAAAUUUGCCAAAUUUUAA
This is a messenger RNA of Sphenostylis stenocarpa, 978 nucleotides long. The record is from the annotation of a GenBank genome assembly. Lineage: Eukaryota; Viridiplantae; Streptophyta; Magnoliopsida; Fabales; Fabaceae.